Molecule: messenger RNA, 3721 nt
Organism: Dendrobium catenatum
Lineage: Eukaryota; Viridiplantae; Streptophyta; Magnoliopsida; Asparagales; Orchidaceae
Product: calcium-transporting ATPase 10, plasma membrane-type-like
Exons: 7
Coding region: 277-3339 (1020 amino acids)
Biological process (GO): calcium ion transmembrane transport
Cellular component (GO): intracellular membrane-bounded organelle; membrane
Molecular function (GO): P-type calcium transporter activity; calmodulin binding; ATP binding
Source: RefSeq, a predicted model, not a curated record
CAAACUUGAAGAAAAAAAAAAAAUCGACUGGAAUUCGCAGGAAGACCGAGCAUCUCUCUCUCUCUCUCUCUCUUCUUAUGAGCCUCACAAAUUGAGAAAAGGCUCCUCCUUUUUUGAAUUCUCCUGCUCCUCAUUUGAGCCAUUUUGGGAUCCAUUUCGCAAGCUCGAGCUCUUUCUAUAGCUUUUUUUUUUUGGAAUGGAUCUCUGACCGGAGGAAGAAGAAGAUCACUUGUAGGAGCAUUUCUGGGUAUUGGGCUAAUUAGAAGCGGAGGGGAGAUGGAGAGUUAUCUAAAUGAGAACUUUGGCGGCGUGCUGCCAAAAAAUUCGUCGGAGGAUGCGCUGCAGAGGUGGCGGAAGGUAUGCGGCGUCGUUAAGAACCCUAAGCGCCGGUUCCGAUUCACAGCCAAUCUUUCGAAGCGAUGGGAGGCUGCGGCGAUGAAGCGCUCGAAUCAGGAGAAACUGCGAGUGGCUGUAUUAGUUUCAAAAGCUGCACUUCAUUUUAUACAUGGCCUCACAUUAUCGAGUGACUACACUGUGCCUGAUGAUGUCAAAGCAGCAGGUUUUCAGAUUUGUGCUGAUGAAUUGGGUUCCAUAGUUGAAGGCCAUGCCAUCAAGAAGUUAAAAAUGCAUGGUGGGGUGGAUGGUCUAGCAAAUAAACUGUCAACAUCCGCAACUAACGGCCUUACCACUUCUGAGGAAAGAUUGAAGAUCAGGCAAGAGAUUUAUGGAAUAAAUAAGUUUACUGAAAGUGAAGCAAGGAGUUUUUUUGUAUACGUUUGGGAAGCACUUCAAGACAUGACACUUAUGAUUCUUGGCGCCUGUGCCUUUGUUUCUCUGAUUGUUGGUAUUCUUACAGAAGGAUGGCCAAAAGGUGCGCAUGAUGGCCUUGGAAUUGUUGCAAGUAUCUUGUUAGUUGUCUUUGUUACUGCUACAAGUGAUUACAGGCAAUCUUUACAGUUCAAGGACUUGGAUAAGGAGAAAAAGAAAAUAACCAUACAAGUCACACGAAAUGGAUUUCGACAGAAAAUGUCAAUCUAUGACCUUCUUCCUGGUGAUAUCGUCCAUUUAGCAAUAGGAGAUCAAGUCCCUGCAGAUGGGCUUUUCCUUUCUGGUUUUUCAUUAUUAAUUGAUGAGUCAAGUUUAACAGGGGAGAGUGAACCUGCUGCCGUAACUGCAGAAAAUCCUUUUCUCCUGUCAGGAACUAAGGUUCAGGAUGGAUCAUGUAAAAUGUUGGUAACAACUGUUGGCAUGAGAACUCAAUGGGGUAAGUUGAUGGCCACACUUAGUGAAGGAGGAGACGAUGAAACUCCUUUACAGGUUAAGCUGAAUGGAGUUGCCUCAAUCAUUGGGAAGAUUGGUUUAUUCUUUGCAGUUGUGACUUUUGCAGUGAUGGCACAAUCCCUUAUCUGGCAUAAGUAUAAUGCUGGGACAUUACUCAGCUGGACUGGUGAUGAUGCAUUGCAGUUGUUAGAAUAUUUUGCCAUUGCAGUUACCAUUGUAGUUGUUGCAGUUCCAGAAGGACUUCCCCUAGCUGUGACCUUGAGUCUUGCCUUUGCCAUGAAGAAAAUGAUGAAUGAUAAAGCAUUGGUCCGCCAUCUUGCAGCCUGCGAAACUAUGGGCUCGGCUACGACGAUCUGCAGUGACAAGACAGGAACCUUGACAACCAAUCACAUGACUGUGGUGAAAGCUUGCAUCUGUGGAAAUAUCAGUGAAUUAUCUAAUCCAAGUGAUGCUUCUAGUAUCUUCUCUCAGCUUCCACAAAAGGUGUCUAAUAUCCUUAUGCAGUCCAUAUUUAAUAAUACUGGAGGAGAAAUCGUAACCAACCAACAAAGAAAGAUAGAAAUACUAGGAACACCAACUGAGACUGCUAUAUUGGAAUUUGGCUUAUCUCUAGGCGGUGAUUUUAUAGCAGAGCGUGAAGCAGUUAAGCUUAUUAAAGUUGAACCUUUCAAUUCAGCGAAAAAGAGAAUGGGAGUAGUGAUUCAACUUCCUCAAGGGGGAUACAGAGCCCACUGUAAAGGUGCCUCUGAAAUAGUUCUGGCUUCAUGUGACAAGGUUUUAGAUGCUGCAGGUAAUGUUGUUCCCCUUGAUGAUGCAACAGCCAAUCAUCUCAGGGAUACAAUUGAAAGUUUUGCUAAAGAAGCUCUGAGGACACUUUGCCUAGCCUAUAUGGAGGUUGAAGAUGAUUUCUCAGCUAAUCAACAAAUCCCUUCUGAUGGGUACACAUGUAUUGGAAUUGUAGGCAUUAAGGAUCCUGUCAGACCCGGUGUCAAGGAGUCGGUGGCUGUUUGUCGAUCCGCUGGAAUUGCAGUGAGAAUGGUUACCGGAGAUAACAUUAAUACAGCAAAGGCUAUUGCCCGAGAAUGUGGUAUUCUUACAGAUGAUGGCAUAGCUAUAGAGGGUCCAGAGUUUAGGGAAAAAAGUCUAGAACAAAUGAUGGAAUUAAUUCCAAGGAUACAGGUGAUGGCUAGAUCUUCACCACUGGACAAACAUACACUUGUGAGGCACCUGCGUACUUUGUUCAGUGAGGUCGUUGCUGUGACUGGUGAUGGCACAAAUGAUGCUCCAGCGCUUCAUGAGGCAGAUAUUGGACUUGCAAUGGGAAUUGCAGGAACUGAGGUAGCAAAGGAGAGUGCAGAUGUAAUUAUUCUUGAUGAUAAUUUCUCGACAAUUGUGACAGUUGGCAAAUGGGGACGUUCUGUUUACAUAAACAUUCAAAAGUUUGUACAGUUUCAGCUGACAGUGAAUGUGGUUGCUUUAAUUGUUAACUUCUCCUCUGCUUGCCUUACUGGAACUGCUCCACUGACUGCUGUGCAGUUGCUGUGGGUGAACAUGAUCAUGGAUACAUUGGGAGCUCUUGCACUUGCCACUGAACCUCCCAAUGACGAGUUAAUGAAAAGGAUGCCCGUUGGCAGGAAAGGGAAUUUCAUCAGCAAUGUGAUGUGGAGAAAUAUCUUCGGACAAUCUUUUUAUCAGUUUUUUAUAAUAUGGUAUCUCCAGACGGGAGGGAAACAACUCUUCAGGCUCGAAGGCGCUGGUUCUGAAGUCACCUUGAAUACGCUUAUCUUCAAUACGUUUGUGUUCUGCCAGUUGUUCAAUGAAAUAAGCUCGAGAGAGAUGGAGAAGGUCGAUGUCUUCAAGGGCAUUCUCGACAACUAUGUCUUUGUUGGUGUCCUAUCCACCACCGUCAUCCUCCAAAUCAUCAUCGUCCAAUUUCUUGGGGAUUUUGCUAAUACCACACCAUUGACAUUCUCACAAUGGUUCUUUACUGUAUUCAUUGGGUUCCUCAGCAUGCCCAUUGCUGCAGCUAUCAAGAAGAUUCCUGUUGGGUCAAAAUAAGAGAAUUUGAGGCAAAAAUGGUGCUAUAAAUGCCAACUUUCAAACAUUUGAAAGCCUAAAUUUAAAAGAUCUGGCUCCAUGUUCUUUUUAGUUGCAGCAUGGAAAGGAAAGCAAUCUCUGCUGUGUUUUUAGUAGCUUUUAUGGCCUUUUAACCAUUUGAACUUAACAGUACUGCUGAAGGGAUCUGAGAACAGCUGCAGAGAUGCUGUAAAAUGUCUUUAGUUAUUUGUUUGAAAGUCUCUGAUAUUUUCCUUCGAACCACAUUCUAUUACUUUUCUGCAGUGGAUUUCUGUAUUUGUAUUAUUUAGGCUUGGAAAUGUGUUAAUUUAUUACAUUUGACUUAGUGAUUGUUUCUUAUCUAAAUAUAAUGGAGCUUUGAAUA